Molecule: messenger RNA, 756 nt
Organism: Centropristis striata (black sea bass)
Lineage: Eukaryota; Metazoa; Chordata; Actinopteri; Perciformes; Serranidae
Product: troponin I, slow skeletal muscle-like
Exons: 5
Coding region: 62-523 (153 amino acids)
Biological process (GO): muscle contraction
Cellular component (GO): troponin complex
Source: RefSeq, a predicted model, not a curated record
AAAGCCAAAAAUCUCUGCAUCACGCAGACUGUUCUUAAAGACCAAACUGCUAAAGAAGGCCAUGAAUAUGCUGGACACUGAAAAGCAAGUCAGAAAAGAUGACAGAGAGAGGAUCCUGGCUGAGAGAGUCCCAGAACUCCAAAUGUCAGGCCUGUCUUUGCAGGAUCUACAGAAUCUUUGCAAAGAGCUACACCAGAAAAUCGAUGUGGUUGAUGAAGCGCGGUAUGACAUUGAUUCUAAAGUGCAGAAAAAUACUAGGGAGAUACAGGACCUGUCUCAGAAGAUCUUUGAGUUGAAGGGCAAGAUGAAGAGACCGGCCCUGAAGAGGGUGAGGGUGUCCGCUGACGCCAUGUUGGGAGCUCUGCUGGGCGCUAAGGUCAAAGAGUCUGUGGACUUCAAGGCCAACCUCAAGACUGUGAAGAAAGAGGAGGAGAAGAAAGAGGAAGUGACUGACUGGCGUAAGAACGUGGAAUCCAUGUCUGGCAUGGAGGGCAGAAAGAAGCUGUUUGAUGCUGGGCAGUAGAUUUUGUGGUAAAUUUCUUUUUGAAGAUGCUGCUCUGAAACAGGUGGAACCAGCGAAUCGUUUGACUGUUGUUCACUUUAAAUGACAGUGAAUGACAUGAAGACCAGGUUAACAAGUAGGUUUUGACACGGGUCAUGUUUCAAGUGUUUGUGUAAAUGACAAGUGAAGGUGUUUGACUUGGUGAUAAUUAAUAUAAUACAUAUAGUUUUUUUUACAUAAUAUAUCAUGAAAAA